UUUCAAACACGUUUUAUUCGAUUCUUUAUGGGACGUUAAACUAUCUGGUUUUUGACAACCACCCUGCCUGCAGGUGUAAGUGUGUUCAGUGUCAAACGCGAUUCCACAGCAGCAUACUGACUGUCUGCAUUGGUCCGACGUCGUCAUGGUUCAACGACUUCAAGGCGGUUCGUCCUUCAUGAAGAUGCUGCGGGGUGCGAGCAACAACCAGCGAACCCCGCAGACACCGGGCACGCCUCAGCAGCCGCAUCCAACUGACAAGAAGGUUGUUCAACCGCCCGUCUUAGCGGACGAGAAGCACAUGCACCCGACCACGCCGCAGCCUGGCACGAACAAACUGACACAGAUGUGGCGACACAUUCGUCGGCGGCGGGACGACUCGUUCCCGCGCCAUGGCUCGGCCUCGUUCGUCCUGCACGGCGAAGACGCCAUGGCAGUUGGACCGCGGUAUCACAUCGUUGCUGACGGCAUAUCCACUUCCACACAUCCUUCCAACAACCCUGCGGGUCCAUCCUUGUCGCCCAGUCCGUCGGCGGUACUCGCGCGCGCUCUCGUCCACGCGGUUGAGCAAGUCCUUUUGCACGACCCGCCCCCUGUCCACCUCGCAGACUUCGAGAACAUGAUCGUCCGAGCCAUCAUCUCGGCCCAAGCGCACUGCCGACACGUGUCUCCCUCCAUGGGGUCCACCCUCGUCGUGUCCUUCGUCCAGGGGAAGCAUCUCUUCACCUUCAGCGUCGGCGAUUCCAAGUGCCUCGUCCUGCGGAAAGCGCGCAUCGCGUACGAAACCUUAGCUGUGAUGAAGGAGUUCAACGUCCCGUGGACUGUCACUCACCACCCGCUUCGAUCUCGUACGAUUCCUCCAUGUAUCUGUGGCUUUUUACGGCUCUGGGCGAUUGAAUUCGUUUCACGUGAAAAUUUGGCUGUUUUGUAUUCCUUUUUGAAGGAUUGGAUACUUUUUUCAAUGAAAUUUUCGCUCUUUUGUCCAAUUUUUUGACGGAUUUGACGCGUUUUCAUGUCGUAGGUCUAUCAAUACAGUUUUGAUCCGACUUGUUAACAACUUAGUUGGUGUAGACAUGUACGUGGUCCAGCGCAUUCCUCUCAAAAAGUGCGACAUCGUGCUGACGUUUUCCGACGGGUUCGGCGACAACGUUUACAAGGACGAGGUGCUGCAGUUGGUCGCGUCGGCUCAGGUCACCUCCGUCCACCCGUCAGACGUGUGCAGUCGCCUUGUCCAUCACGCCAGGGCCUUUGUACCCGCCGACACGUCCCAAGAGUCGGCGCUUCCGUUCGCCGCCGCCGCGGCCGCCGCGUACGUGGCUCGAGUGAACGAAAUGAACCACGAUAACAAAGAGGUACACAUUCGAAAAGACCAGCUCGUCGACCGGUUCAAGUCGAAAUGGCCCCAACUUUUGGCCAGGCAAGUGCUGAUUGCUAAAACCAACACGAAACCCGGUGACGUGUCGCAUUAUUCGCUGGCGCAACUGUAUCGCAUGGCCACGCUGACGAAAAACAAGCCCGACGACAUUUCCGUCGCCAUGCUCGAGUUUGGAUGACCCACGUCGUAGUAUAUAACAGUUAAUUUACGAAGUAUUAUGUCGUGUUGCCCCAA
Molecule: messenger RNA, 1609 nt
Organism: Aphanomyces astaci
Lineage: Eukaryota; Oomycota; Saprolegniomycetes; Saprolegniales; Verrucalvaceae
Exons: 2
Coding region: 146-994 (282 amino acids)
Source: RefSeq, a predicted model, not a curated record